AAAAACUUCGUAGAACUUUUGGGGGGUCGAAAUUGUAAUAAAAAACUAAAUUCUGCAUUCCUUUUUUCCCCUUCUAUUUGUAAUUAUUAUUUUAAUAAGCUGUAAUGUUUUUGCAAGUUUUCUGGUCCGGUUUGCUAUUUGUACCCUUGCUAUUUGCAGAAGCCAGGCUCUCUAAGCGGUAUGUCGUUGGUUGUCCCGGCCGAUGCGACAAGUCCCAGUGCCCUCCGAUUCCAGCAGAAUGCCUCGCUGGGGACACACUUGACCUAUGCGACUGCUGUCCGGUCUGCGCAGUCGGGGAGGGAGAGUCCUGCGGCGGCUCGGGGAGGCUCGGGGAACCGGUCUGCGGAGAAGGGCUGGAGUGCUCUGUUUCAGAUGGCGUGGCUCACUCUCUGACUGUGAGACGGAGGGGCAAAGCUGGGGUGUGCGUCUGCGAAAGCUCCGAAACAGUUUGCGGGAGCGACGGCUUGUCCUACAGAAAUAUCUGUGAACUGAAAAGAGUCAGCCAGCGUGCGGAGAAACUUAGGCGGCCGCCUGUAAUCUUCAUUCAGAGAGGAGCGUGCGGACAAGCAGGUCAAGCAAACCCAGACAGCCUCCGGCACAGAUACAACUUCAUUGCGGAUGUGGUGGAGAAAAUUGCGCCUGCUGUGGUUCACAUUGAACUGUACCGCAAGUUGACGUUUUCGAAGAGGGAAGUUGCCGUGGCGAGUGGCUCUGGUUUUGUGGUCUCGGAGGACGGGCUGAUUGUCACAAAUGCUCACGUGGUGGCCAAUAAGCACAGAGUGAAGGUGGAGCUGAAGAAUGGGGCCACUUACAAUGCCAAAAUCACGGACGUGGAUGAGAAGGCGGACAUUGCACUAAUUAAAAUAGACACUGCGGCUAAGCUGCCUGUUCUGCUGCUGGGCCGAUCAGCUGACCUGCGGCCGGGGGAGUUUGUGGUGGCCAUCGGGAGCCCCUUCUCCCUCCAGAACACAGUGACCACCGGCAUCGUCAGCACCACCCAGCGAGGAGGCAAAGAGCUGGGCCUGCGUAAUUCGGACAUGGACUACAUCCAGACCGACGCCAUCAUUAACUAUGGGAAUUCCGGAGGCCCUCUGGUGAAUCUGCCAGAUUCCACGCACAAUUCCUGCAAAGACACCUGUGAGCUGAGAUGGAUUUCUUUGCUUCUGAAGGACGGCGAGGUGAUCGGGAUCAACACUCUGAAGGUGACAGCUGGCAUCUCCUUCGCCAUUCCUUCUGAUAAAAUCAGGCAGUUCCUCGCAGAGUCCCACGACCGACAGGCAAAAGGGAUGACUGCACCAAAAAAGAAGUAUAUUGGAGUAAGAAUGAUGAGCCUCACUACCACGCUUGCCAGGGAGCUGAAGCAACAGCACAAGGAUUUUCCAGAUGUCACCUCCGGAGCGUACGUGAUUGAAGUCAUCUCAAAAACACCAGCUGCAGCCGGAGGGGUGAAGGAACACGAUGUGAUCAUCAGCAUCAACGGAAAGCUAAUAACAUCAGCCAGCGACGUUAGCGACGCCAUUAAGAAGGACAGCACCCUGCGCAUGGUGGUGCGCCGAGGGAACGAAGACGUCAUUCUGACCAUCAUCCCCGACGAGAUCGACCCCUGAUCGCAACUCUGAGCUGGUUCUCUUCUUUCACAGUGGACCCUUGUAGGACGUGACUGGGAGAACUCGACCCGUUAUAACUUGCCGACGGUCUUGCUCAUAAUACAGAGAACUGAGAUUGAUAUGCUGUGCAUUACACCGAUGUUUUGUUUUCCUUUUUUUUCCAUGUUUUUACUUGUUAAGGGAUUAAAUGCAUGAUUUGAAAAAUGUUAACUACUGUUAGAGAUAUACAAGCAGACAAUGUGUGUUUCUUUAUAUAUUUAUUAUAUAUAAAGAAUAUACUAUACUAAGUGGGCAUUUUUAGAAUGGUUUAUUGUUGUUUACAAAAAAAAUUGGUUGACAUCUGCAACUAAGGGGAAUAAAAUACUUUAAAAAGA
Messenger RNA from Polyodon spathula (Mississippi paddlefish), 1981 nucleotides. RefSeq names its product serine protease HTRA1B-like. Lineage: Eukaryota; Metazoa; Chordata; Actinopteri; Acipenseriformes; Polyodontidae. The transcript is spliced from 9 exons. The coding region runs from base 105 to 1607 and encodes 500 amino acids. The record is from RefSeq and is a predicted model, not a curated record. Gene Ontology annotation, molecular function: protein binding; serine-type endopeptidase activity. Gene Ontology annotation, cellular component: extracellular region. Gene Ontology annotation, biological process: programmed cell death; proteolysis; positive regulation of apoptotic process.